Molecule: messenger RNA, 690 nt
Organism: Salvia miltiorrhiza (redroot sage)
Lineage: Eukaryota; Viridiplantae; Streptophyta; Magnoliopsida; Lamiales; Lamiaceae
Product: photosystem I reaction center subunit V, chloroplastic
Exons: 1
Coding region: 200-643 (147 amino acids)
Biological process (GO): photosynthesis
Cellular component (GO): photosystem I; chloroplast thylakoid membrane
Source: RefSeq, a predicted model, not a curated record
AAUCUGUGAUCCAGACAUAACCAAUGAGGCGGAGCCAGAUCAGCAUGCAUAAUCUUAGUAGCGCCACUCCAAUUCGCUCCCCUCCUCACAAAAAUCCCUGCCAUCAUCUCUCUAAUUAUAAACCUCAUCUUUGAUUAAUCCAUCCCUCACCUUCACCUCACUUCCAAUCCAAUCCAAUCCAAAUCAAAUCCAAUCUGCAAUGGCCUCCGCCUUGUUCUCCGCCCCAAGCUUCCAAGGCCUCCGGCCUCUGAACAAGGCCACCGACUCCUCCGUGGUCCUCUCGAAGCCGGCGUCCGCCGCCUUCCGCCGCGGCAGCAGCAAGCGCGGCCUGGGCGUGAAGGCGGAGCUGAACCCGUCGCUGGUGAUAAGCCUGAGCACGGGGCUGUCCCUCUUCCUAGGCAGGUUCGUGUUCUUCAACUUCCAGAGAGAGAACGUGGCGAAGCAAGUGCCGGAGCAGAACGGGAUCUCGCACUUCGAAGCCGGCGAUGUCCGCGCCAAGGAGUACGUCAGCCUCCUCAAAUCCAACGAUCCCGUCGGAUUCAACAUCGUCGACGUCCUCGCCUGGGGCUCCAUCGGCCACAUCGUCGCCUACUACAUUCUCGCCACCUCUAGCAAUGGCUACGAUCCUAGCUUCUUCGGUUAAAUUCAAACAUUGUACCUCUUGUCUAUACAUUCUAAUUUACUUUUCAA